UGGAACGAUCAGUGAAUAAUUGCAUCUUGCUGUGGGCAAAAUGAAGGCCUUCCUUGUGAUUUUCGUAGUCGCUCUGGCAGCAGUCGCCUCCCAGGCCCGAACGAUGGACCGCUGCUCCCUGGCCAGGGAGAUGGCCAAUCUGGGGGUUCCCCGGGACCAGCUGGACAAGUGGACCUGCAUUGCCCAGCACGAGAGCUCGUACCGCACAGGCGUGGUGGGUCCAGCCAACUCGAACGGAUCCAAGGACUACGGCAUCUUCCAGAUCAACAACAAGUACUGGUGCAAGCCGGCCGACGGUCGCUUUUCCUACAACGAGUGCGGUCUCAGUUGCAACGCCCUGCUGACCGAUGACAUCACCAACUCCGUGAGAUGUGCCCAGAAGGUGCUGCGCCAGCAGGGGUGGACCGCAUGGUCCACCUGGAAGUACUGCAGCGGCUCCCUGCCCUCGAUCAAUGAUUGCUUCUAAAAUCUGUCAGAUCUUAAUCCACCCAGAACAAGUUUAACCCAAAAAGAAGAGCUUUAUCUAACUUAACAUUAAAAAAAGAGUUUCUUUAAAGUA
Messenger RNA from Drosophila biarmipes, 559 nucleotides. RefSeq names its product lysozyme P. The transcript has a single exon. The record is from RefSeq and is a predicted model, not a curated record. Gene Ontology annotation, molecular function: lysozyme activity. NCBI's taxonomy places the organism in Eukaryota, Metazoa, Arthropoda, Insecta, Diptera, Drosophilidae. The coding region runs from base 41 to 466 and encodes 141 amino acids.